This is a messenger RNA of Vitrella brassicaformis, 1466 nucleotides long. NCBI's taxonomy places the organism in Eukaryota, Vitrellaceae. The record is from the annotation of a GenBank genome assembly.
UUUUGUAACAUGGCCUCCUUGAUGUGUUGGGGCAGGAAAGUGGGAAUGUCAGGGAUCUGACAGAGGGGAGAAAGAGAGAGAGGGAUAGUUAUCUCGGGUGUCAGGAAAAGGACAGUCACCUUUCCCUGCACGACAACCGCAGUGAUGAUCUGCACGUGGACCUUGCCCUCGAAGGGAGGCCGGCCUGAACACCACAGCACUAGAAUACGCUGCGCAGAUUGUGCGGACCUGCUGACCUCCAAACAGCUCAGCCAGUACUGAAGCACAGAAGCGCACAGUAUUGAAUAGCGAGAGGUUAUGCAUCAGUGUCUGGCGACAGGUCUGCUUACUUCCUCCCAGGGCCCAGAUGUCAUCCUUCUCAGAGAGCUUCUCCACUGAAACACAGACAGACAGACAGACAGACAGAGAGACAGUGAAGAUCGCCGACAAAUUCGAUUCUCACACUUACACUCAUCCUUCAGAGACUCGGGGGACAUAUAGUUGGGCGUGCCCCCUCCUGCAGCGCACUCAUGAUUGUGGUCAAUUCAGCCUCUCAGCGGUUCUGUGCCUGUCUUCGUGUACCUCCGGCGACUGUAGUUGUCCUCUGGAUGCUGCGCGUCAUACCGAAGUCAGAUAUCUUGAUGGUCAAAUCCUGACCCAACUGAACACGGAAGGGAGAGACGAAGCAGCAAGAAGACGCCCAUAGAGAGCGGCAAAGAACACUGUGUCCUCACCAGAAGGUUUCCAGGCUUCAGGUCCCUGUGCAUGAUGCCAUGAUUGUGAAGAUACUGCAGGCCCUCACAUAUCUGACAAAGACAGACACAGACGACAGGCGGCGGCCGGCGGCGGUCGGCGUCUCCCGUUCGUCCGCUCUGCUGCACCUCUCUGAUGGACUUGUCGCGGACGUUCGGCUUCAGCGGUCGAUUCUUGGCCAGGUAUUUCUCCAGUGACCCGCCCUCACACAACUUUGAUCCACAAAGACAGGCACCUAAGAUGCCCAUUGAUGAAGUCCGAAAGAGGCCGACCUGUGACGAUCACGAGGCCGUAUUUCCUGUGUGUGCAGACGCCCAGAAACUCAACUAUGUUGGAGUGGCGCAGGUGCUGCAUCUCCUGAGCCUCGGCCAGAAUAUCUUCCAUCGCCCCAGCCAUCAGGUCCUAGACGCCACACCAAUGCAGACAGCACACAAUGCAGCCACGGGGGUUCAGCCGCUCACCUCAUCGUCGACGUCUUCCCCUCUGUCCCUAAGGCGGUCGACAUUCAUGAUCUUGACCGCCACGGGCCGCCUCUUCCACAGCCCCUUGUAGACCACCCCGAAGCCCCCGCUCCCUACAUGAUCAUGAGUCAUGACAACACAGCACACAACAAGACGUCGGGAGGGGGGGUGCAAUCGGGCCAUCUGGCGGCUGUUGCGCCGACCGAGGGGCUUGUCAUUCUCAUUGAAUUUCAGGUCCCUCGCCCUGAUCAACAAACGGGGGUUGGCGGCCAU